Cajanus cajan (pigeon pea) is the source of this 1428-nucleotide messenger RNA. RefSeq names its product BTB/POZ and TAZ domain-containing protein 1. Gene Ontology annotation, cellular component: nucleus. The record is from RefSeq and is a predicted model, not a curated record. Gene Ontology annotation, molecular function: protein binding. Lineage: Eukaryota; Viridiplantae; Streptophyta; Magnoliopsida; Fabales; Fabaceae.
ACCGUCUUUGCUUUUACACCCAACUUCAUUCAUCCCCCCAAACCCCUCUUUACUUCUUUCAACUCUCAUCACUCAAUGGCCCAAACCCAAACCCAAACCAUAUCCAUUGCUUACCACACCCACCGCCUCUUACCCGAACCUGAUGUUUUCAUUCACUCCUCACACGGAACACGCAUUCCAGCACACUCUGCACUUCUGGCUUCGGUGUCGCCGGUUUUGGAGAACUUGAUAGACCGCCCACGUAAGCAUCGGAGCUCCGAGACAAUAAUCCAAAUCCAGGGGGUCCCCGGCGCCGCCGUCACCGCCUUCGUCGGCUUCCUCUACUCCUCCACGUGCAGCGAGGACGAGAUGGAGAGGUUCGGGAUGCACCUUCUGGCAUUGUCGCACGUGUACAUGGUGCCGCAGCUGAAGCAGAGGUGCAUCAAGGGUUUAACGCAGCGCUUGACCACGGAGAACGUCGUGGACGUCCUGCAACUGGCGCGCCUCUGCGACGCACCGGAUCUCCACCUCCGCUGCAUGAAGCUCCUCGCCAAUAACUUCAAGGCCGUCGAGGCCACCGAGGGAUGGAAGUUCCUCGUCAACCACGAUCCCUGGCUCGAGCUCCACAUUCUCCGUUUCAUCGACGAACACGAAAUCAGGAAGAAGAAGUCGAGGAGGCACAGGGAGGAGCAGGGGCUGUACGCGCAGCUGAGCGAGGCGAUGGAGUGUUUGGAGCACAUAUGCACGGAGGGGUGCACCGACGUUGGACCCUACGACGCGGAGAGAGAGAGGACACCGUGCGCCAGAUUCGCCACGUGCCAAGGUCUUCAGGUUCUCAUCCGCCACUUUGCCACGUGCCAGAAGAGGGUGAACGGUGGCUGCGUGCGCUGCAAGCGAAUGUGGCAACUCUUUCGGCUUCAUUCCUAUGUUUGUCACCACACCGAUUCCUGCAGGGUUCCUUUUUGCAGGCAAUUUCAAUUGAAAAUGCAGCAAAAUAAAAGGAAAGAUGAUUCUAGGUGGAAACUACUAGCGAGGAAGUUGGCCUCAGCCAAAGUCAUGUCUUCCUUGUCUUUGCCAAAGAGGAAGCGAGAUGAGGAAAUGAGAGUGACAAUAAACAAUCCCGGGAUUAGAAGCUAUAAAUUACUAUGAAUAUUGUAAUGAUGUACAGGAGGACAGUGUGCUUCUUGUUGAUAGGGCAGUUUCCUUGGAGAGAAUAUUCUGCUUUUAGUUCUGUGUGAAAGCAGGUUUUUGAAUAGUGUGAACUUCUUGUACUGGCUCUUUACCAGAGGAAAUGACAAAUCGAGUAUUAGCUUAUAACUGUAAAUUUUGUUUGUUGUAGAUAUGAACAAAUUGAACCUCAUUAUGUGUUGUCAUGAGAUUUUGAGAACAUUGUAAGCUAGUGUUCAAUUUGAUAAAUUAUGUGUAGAAUAUUCAAAUAUUCGUUUAAAA